Messenger RNA from Trematomus bernacchii (emerald rockcod), 4282 nucleotides. It is a transcript of the gene mpi, whose product is annotated as mannose phosphate isomerase. The coding region runs from base 70 to 1338 and encodes 422 amino acids. The transcript is spliced from 8 exons. Gene Ontology annotation, biological process: carbohydrate metabolic process; GDP-mannose biosynthetic process. The record is from RefSeq and is a predicted model, not a curated record. NCBI's taxonomy places the organism in Eukaryota, Metazoa, Chordata, Actinopteri, Perciformes, Nototheniidae. Gene Ontology annotation, cellular component: cytosol. Gene Ontology annotation, molecular function: mannose-6-phosphate isomerase activity; zinc ion binding.
CGUGGAAGUGAAAAAAAGUAUUGAGUGUAUCGUGACGUCACCGACGCUCUGACAGCCGACGUUGCAACCAUGGAGGAAGUGAGAGUGUUUCCGCUGACCUGUGCCGUGCAGAAUUAUGCGUGGGGGAAGCUGGGGCUGGACAGCGAGGUGGCCAAACUCGUGUUGGGGGGAGACCCGGUCGCUGUGGUGGAGGAGGGCAAGCCCUAUGCAGAGCUGUGGAUGGGUGCCCACCCAAAAGGAGAUGCCCAGAUCAAAGACAACCGGAUCGCUCAGACCACGCUGGGCGAGUGGAUCGCACACUUCCCCGCCUGCCUGGGCUCCAAGGUCAAAGACACCUUCCAGGGUCAGCUGCCCUUCCUCUUCAAGGUCCUGUCUGUCAACACAGCCCUGUCCAUACAGGCACACCCCAACAGAGAGUUAGCGGCUCGUCUCCAUGCUCAGUUUCCGGAGCAUUAUCCAGACAACAACCACAAGCCGGAGAUGGCCAUCGCCCUCACCCGCUUUGAGGGCCUCUGCGGCUUCAGACCGGCGGAGGAGAUCCUGGGGUUCCUCAAAUCUGUCCCAGAGUUUCAUGCUCUGGUGGGAAACGAGGCGGCAAUGGAGCUCAGGUGCAGCGUGGGAAAUGCGGUCCACACGGGCCAGGUGCUGAAGAAGUGCUUCACCAGGAUGAUGAACUGCGAGAAGAAGGUGUUCGUGGAUCAGCUCAACAUGCUGGUCAAGAGAGUCACUGAAGACGGUGCAGCAGGGAAGGACACGUCGAGCAGCAUCGGAGACCUGCUGCUGCGGCUCCACUCUCAGUACCCCGGAGACAUCGGCUGCUUCUCCAUCUACUUCCUGAACCACAUGCUGCUGGAGCCGGGCCAGGCCAUGUUCCUGGGGGCCAACGAGCCUCACGCCUACCUCUACGGAGACUGUGUGGAGUGCAUGGCCUGCUCAGACAACACGGUGAGGGCCGGUCUGACUCCCAAAUACAUCGACGUGAACACGCUGUGUGAGAUGCUGAACUACACCCCCGCCCCGGCCAGCUCCAAGAUCUUCCCCUGUGUCCAGGACGCCUCCGACCCCUGCGUCUCCCUGUACGACCCCCCCGUGCCAGACUUCUCUGUCAUGAGGAUACAGGUCCCCCCCUCGGUGAAGCAGUACACCGUUGCCCCCGUCGACAGCGCCAGCAUCCUCCUGGUCAUCGAAGGUGACGCCAUGGCGACCUCUGUCGCUGCCCUCUCUGACAUCACACUGAGCCGGGGCACCGUCCUGUUCGUCUCGGCCAAUGAGAGUGUCUCCCUGCACGUCACAUGCCCCUCAGGGAUGACCAUGUUCCGGGCCUGCUGCCUCCUGUAGCUGCCAGUCUGAAGCUGUGUCUGUGUCUGUGUCUGUGUCUGUGUCUGUGUGUGUGUGUGUGUGUGUGUGUGUGUGUGUGUGUUCCUAAAGAUCUACGCUGCGAUCAGGAUUGAGCCCAAUGAUCCCCCUGCACCUCACAGUAGGUAGUACAUUAAAGGAGCUUUCAGACACAGAGGCCCCCUCCCACCUAAAACCAACCUGCAGUGUUCUUUAGCUUUAAAGUCCACAGCUGAUUUGAAUUGUCUUUUUUAUCUGGAGCGGUGCAAUUUACAUCUUAUAGAAAAAAAACAUAGGAUGUUCUCUUCUAAAUUCUUUAAAGGUGCUGGGUAUAUACUGAGAAUCAAAAGUCAAAUGAUAUGUCCAGAACACUGGCCAUGAUCCUAUUUAAAAAGUAGUAAGGCAGUGCUCAGAUCACUUCAUCCUCGUGGGGUAACUGAUGAGGAAUCUGAAGAAGAUAAAGAUUAAAAUGUUGCAUGAAAGGUUAUUCUUGAACUAUAAAAAAACACAGUAUAAAGGUCUAUUUGGUAUCUUUUCUGGAGCGUAAAGGGACUUCAAUGCUCAGAAGAAAUGAAAAUGUGCAAUUCAACGACAACUAGGCAAACACUUUCUGAUCAUGAAGAUCAUACAGAAUCGUCUAGAACAGCAAAUAAACAUUUGGGCCAAAACAAAUCUUCACAACUGAUCAAGCUCCAUCCACUGAUGGCAGUUCAAAGCCUCCAAAUAGCUAUGAAAUAAUCCUAGAAAUAUUGCUCAAUGCUCAAUUUAAAACUGGUCCUUCUUCAAUGUUUAUGAAAUGUUUCCUUUUUAGUCAUAAAACACUUACAGCUGCACGUUUUUAUCCUAUUACAAUACUUUCUAACUACUGAAGCAGGGUGGAGGACAUGUUUACAGAGGUGCAGUACACCACCAUCACUCACUGCUUUGUACACCUGCAGAACCACCUGAGGACUGAGCAUGUCUGAUAUAUGAACCAGCAGUCUUUCUCAGUUAGUAAAUAUCCAGACCUGGAUAAAAUGCAUAGAUACAAAAGUUGAGAGUAUAUAGUCAUAGUGCAAUACUGAGAUGCCUGUGCAUGUUUGAUUUUGAGCAGUAAGACCGGAGAGGGGCCUUCAAUCUCGACCGGGGAUACAUUUUGUUAGCUUUACCAACAUCUCCUUUAAGAUCGUCCAUACAGCUCAAAACAUUUUUUAGCUGUAUGGACGAUGAUUAAGGCCACAUGUUAAAUCUAAAGUUUUUUUAGACCUGGCCAAAAGUGAGAGUGAGACUAAAGUCAACAUUCUGAGAAGAAAAUCAAAUUUAUUUUAUGAGAAAUUCUGAGAUUAAAGUCAGAAUUUGAGCAAAACCAUUCUGACUUUUUUCUCAGAAGAAGAAAAAAAUGUGGCCCUUAUCUUCUUCUGUACAGCUGUUGGGUUUCUCAGUCUUUGUCAGGAGGGAGAAUAACUUCAUUAAGUUCAAGUUAACAAGGACAAACCAGGACUUGUGAGAAGGAAACGAGAGGAUAUUUUGGCUGAACUAGAUUGACUGAAAUAUCAGUUUGAGCUUUUCAUUGAUAAGAACCUUAGAAAGUUCGGACUAAAAUGCCUUUUAGUCAACUAAAAUAUGCCUGGCUAAAUAUGAUAGUAAACUAAAAAGGACAUUUGACACAGGAUUCAGUAGCAAUCGUGAGUGUCAGUGAAGUUUACCCUGGAAAGUAUUACUGCUUUAAACUGUUACCAGUGCAUGUUUACGGUGUGGAAACUUAUUUUCAAAGUAUAAAACAAUCAUAAAGUUAAAAACUAACAAAGAGGGCCAUUAACCAUCACCGUGCCAUUAACUACAUCUUAAAGUUACUCAUGAGUGAAAAUGCACUACUGCUGCUACAUGCUUACAUGUACAAUUUGACUGAAGCCCGUUAACACAAAUCUUGUACAGUUGUACAACAAAAUGCUGCAUUCAGUUUUAUAGGAAUAUCGUAACAAACAUGUCUGUAUUUAAUAAUAAUAAUAAUGGGUUCCAAUUUCUGAGUGUGUGAAGCUGGAUUUUCAACAGACGUUGCAUGUUUUGUUGUUUGUACUGAUUCUUUAUUACUCGACUUUACAUAAUAAGUGAAAUUAACCCUUGAACAAUACCGUAUUGUAAGGUUUUACCUGUGUGUUAUGUGGUGAUCCAACAUGUUGGUAGAAUAUUGUAAGUAGAUUAUUUCAGUAUGGUGCAAAUUUCCACAUAAUAUUCCAGUUUGUAUCAGGGUCAAUCUGAAUUAAGUCAAUCAAUGAAGUGGAUUCUUCUUGAAUGAAUUAUUUGAAUGAAUGCUCUAACUGCCUGCCAGUGAGUAAAUAUGUCUCUUGUGGUUUGAAUGAAUGACAGUGAAUUGAUCCAAUGCUGGUUAAUGCUUUUACCUAUGACCAUGUAAGUCAUGUGGGUUGAUUUCUAAGCUUGUCCCUGAUGUAUGUGCACUAAACCUUUUAUUUGUUGGUUGUUGAAAUUGUGGGAAAAAGGAAGAAUAUUUGGGAGGUUUUAAGUUAAUAUCAUGGUCUUCUUGAUUAAGGAACCCUUCCUUAAAUUCCUCUUCCUGUAGCUCUAAACAUUAAGGGGUAAUUUUGUUAACAAACCAACUUUUUUUCCAUCUUUUCAAAACAUAUUUUUAUUUAGUUAUCAUGUAGAGAUCACUGAUUUAAAUAUGAAUUGAGUUUGAACUUUUAUUUUAUAUUCUCACAUCGUUGUUACUGAUCUUGUUUUGAGUCACCUUAUCGUUUUAAAAACUGUAUGUCCACACAUUUGCACGUUUGUUUUGUCCACUUUGACCUACUGUCCUUAAAAUGCACAUGACGCUGAAGUGGUUUAACUAUAGUCUUGCAAUAUUUCUCUAGUAAAGGCAUGGAUUAGGGUUUUUAAAUAUGGUUAUGUCUGGGACUGCAGAUAACAUGUGUAUGUAGAAGUGGUUUAAUAAAGCCUUGUUCCAUUACUA